Messenger RNA from Brenthis ino (lesser marbled fritillary), 309 nucleotides. NCBI's taxonomy places the organism in Eukaryota, Metazoa, Arthropoda, Insecta, Lepidoptera, Nymphalidae. The record is from the annotation of a GenBank genome assembly.
AUGUUACUAAAAAUUUUAAUUUUGCUAACAACGUUAGUGUGUUAUGAGUGUACAUUAUUUUCGAGCUUUUGGGCGCCAUUGUUCAAUCCACGGAUUUUAAAUUAUAAAGUAGACAUACCAUUUAAUCCAGAUUCUGGCAAAAAAUUUAGAGACGAUUUUCAAAGUAAACAUGGAUUUAGAGGCGAAACAUUAAUCGCUAACUUGGGAAAUGGAAAAGGACCUGAAGGAUACUCACAAAAUAAGGAUCUUGGUGAUGUGAAGUUCUCAUAUACUUAUAAGAAUGCUGAUAAAAAUUCAAAAUAUAUAAGU